AGUACUGAGAUAAACAUAAACAAAAUAUCAUAUAUCGUUAGGUCGCGGUCGCUGCAGUCAUUUUACGUGACGCCGUGUCGAUCGCGAGCACGUCCACCGCAACGAACACUUCCAUUAUUGAAACCCUGGCGUCCCGCGAGUCUCAGACAAUAAUAAUAUCGUACAAAUGAUUGUAAAUUUGAAAUACUUCAAAAAACAAUGGACAGACUUACCCGCGUUCGGAAUCUCGUCUUAUAAGGUGGAGAACUCGGAUCCUCGUAGGACCUUGUACACGUUGACGGCUUUACAGUUGUGGUUUCAAUGGUUUUCAAUUAUACUGUUGAUCACCAGCUGCUUAUUAGAAUGGUACGUUGAAAAGGGUGGCAAGAUAAGUCAUUCGUGGGUCGGUUUCGGACAGUUUUACUUCAAUGCCUCUCUGCUAUUCCAAAUAUGUGACGUCAUACUGUCGAUGUACGCGAGUUACCAUUUGCGAAAUGCCACUAUCCGAUAUAGUAACAUACAAGAUGUUAGAAUAUGGAUAAUAGUCAACAAUCUUUACCUUUUGUCAGCGAUAACGUGUUUUAUAUUUGUUUUGUCCAAAGUCGGGAGUCUCGUAAUUUGUAUAAAAUCGAUAACCAUAAUGAUAUUUGCCAAUUACAAGAUAUACAUCGUCCAUCAGAUUUACAAGGACGAAAAAUCGUCGUACAUUAUUUUGGAACAAGGUCCGCCGAUGUUAUCUGAUUCACCACAACCUUUCAAAGGAGACAAUCUAUCACUUCAAAAUUAUCUCGUUGAAGUUGAAGAGGAAUCGGAAAAAAUGUCCAACUUUGAACCACUGCUCUACACAGCAAAUUAAUAAUCGUAUAUAACACCUAAUACGGUUGUCAAAAUAACAAAAAUAAUGAUAUUAAAAUAAUGUUUCAAUGUCUAUAUGGUUUUAAUAAUAGAUAAUAUAAAUUAGAUUUAUUUCUGAUCAUCAAUUUUGAUAACGAUUUUAUACUUUAAGUCUUAUAUUUUGUAACAUGUAAAUAUAAAAUAAAUAAUAGCAUAUAUUUAAAUAUA
Molecule: messenger RNA, 1041 nt
Organism: Aphis gossypii (cotton aphid)
Lineage: Eukaryota; Metazoa; Arthropoda; Insecta; Hemiptera; Aphididae
Exons: 6
Coding region: 167-835 (222 amino acids)
Source: RefSeq, a predicted model, not a curated record